Messenger RNA from Macrosiphum euphorbiae (potato aphid), 342 nucleotides. The record is from the annotation of a GenBank genome assembly. Lineage: Eukaryota; Metazoa; Arthropoda; Insecta; Hemiptera; Aphididae.
AUGGAAUCACAGACUCACCUUCAAAGGAUAUUUUGGAGGGAGAGUCCGGAACAACCUUUAAAGGUUUUUACGUUGCAAACGGUUACUUACGGCACUUCUUCAGCCCCUUACUUGGCCACUCGAACCACUCAUGAUGAUGGUUUCAAGUUCCCAUUAGCAGCCACAGCCGUCAGCAAGGAUUUUUAUGUGGAUGACGUGCUGACCGGCACUGAUACAUUGACAGAAGCUUUAGAACUGCGAGAUCAAUUGAUCCAAUUAUGUGAUGGCGGCAAGUUUAAACUCCGCAAGUGCUGCGCAAACCAUCCUUCCCUUCUGAAAAACCUCCCUCUGGAGGAUCUCUGA